AAAUUUGGAGCCGAGGGAUUAGUUUUGGGGCGGAGAUGGAGGCACUCUGGGCCAGGCUCCGCCGACUUCUCUCUUGCACACUCAGCUUUCCAGCGCCGAUCCGAGUGGGGUGGGCGGUGUCGCGGGCGUGAUGUCAUCGCUAGGCGCCGCGCAGAGCCCCAAGGAGCCUUGACCUCUCCGCGUGAGGAGCUGCGCGACAAUGCUGCAGCUAGUACGGGCUGGGGUGCGGGCCUGGCUUCGGCCCACGGGCUGCCGGGGCUUGAACGCGCUGACGGAAGAGGCAGUACCCCAGGCGGCGAAGCCAGAGUCAGUAGCUAGCGCUGGUCCCCGGGCGCCCGUGCUGCGCAGGUGCGAGCUCCCGGUCCCCGCGCCGCGGCGUCCGGUGCAGGCCUGGGUGGAGUCGCUGCGGGGCUACGAGCAGGAGCGCGUGGGUCUGGCCGAGCUGCACCCUGAAGUUUUCUCCAUAGCGCCCAGGUUGGAUAUCUUGCACCAGGUUGUCACCUGGCAGAAGAACUUUAAGAGAAUUAGCUAUGCCAAGACCAAGACUAGGGCCGAGGUACGGGGUGGAGGCCGGAAGCCUUGGCCACAGAAAGGCAGUGGGCGUUCCAGGCAUGGCAGCAUCCGCUCCCCGAUCUGGAGAGGAGGAGGCAUUGCCCAUGGCCCCCGGGGCCCCACGAGCUACUACUACAUGCUCCCCAUGAAAGUGAGGGUGCAGGGCCUCAAGGUGGCGCUGACCGUCAAGCUGGCCCAGGAUGACCUGCACAUUGUAGACUCCCUGGAGCUGCCAACCUCUGACCCCCAGUACCUGACCGAGCUGGCCCGCUACCGCCGCUGGGGCGACUCCGUGCUCCUUGUGGACUUAGCCCACGACGACAUGCCUCAGAACAUCGUGGCAGCCGCCUCCGGGCUCAAGACCUUCAACCUUAUCCCGGCUGUCGGCCUGAACGUGUACAGCAUGCUCAAACACCAGACCCUGGUCCUGACCCUGCAGACCGUCGCCUUCCUGGAGCAGAAGCUGCUCUGGCAUGACUCGCGCUACACGCCCCUCUACCCCCUCCGCCUACCCUACCGCGACUUCCCCUGAGCCCCAGUCGUCCUCUACCUGGACCCCUCUGUGCUGGGUGCCUGCGCAGAGCCAGGCCGAGCCCCCGAUGGGCUCAGGAGGCUCGCGCCCAUCCUGUGAGGGCAGAGCGGCACUGCCGAACCCCCUCAUCUCCGUGUGGCCGCACACAGAGUGGCCGAGCAGGCGUCACUACCAGGAAGGAGCGACUCAGCAGAGAGCCGGACUGAACUCUGGCCCCCUUUUUCUCUUUCAUUUUUUAAGAUGAAUCUUAUUUUUAAAUCAAAGAAGAGAAACAGAACAGCUCAUUGCCAUUUUGUAAAUAAUUCCACUUAGCAAAGCAAGCUCUUUCCUCAGUGCUAGGUGCUGCUGGGUACCUCUCUUCUCAAGAGGCAACCUCAGGGCUGUUUAUAGCAAUGACCCACAGUCAGCUUCCCCAGGAUGAGUCAGACCCCAGGAGCGUGCAGAGGAGCGGGGGCACCGCUGUCCCUAGGAACCCGCUCCCGGUGCCUCCCCACUGCCAAGCACUGCCCCGAGAAUUCACAUCCCUGAGGGGCUCGUGUUGCCAUUGGCCAUGGCCCUGCAGGCCAGGCAGGGGAUUCGAUUCUACAAACAGGAAGUGUAAACCUGAGCUUUCAUCAUUAUGAUUUCCCCUAAGCAGAGUCUGAUUCCCUGUGGUCAAUAAAUGAGCAAAUAAACACAUUUUUUUAAAACACUGAAA
This is a messenger RNA of Ailuropoda melanoleuca (giant panda), 1781 nucleotides long. RefSeq names its product mitochondrial ribosomal protein L4 (gene MRPL4). The record is from RefSeq and is a predicted model, not a curated record. Gene Ontology annotation, cellular component: ribosome. The transcript has 9 exons. Gene Ontology annotation, biological process: translation. Gene Ontology annotation, molecular function: structural constituent of ribosome. NCBI's taxonomy places the organism in Eukaryota, Metazoa, Chordata, Mammalia, Carnivora, Ursidae. The coding region runs from base 200 to 1084 and encodes 294 amino acids.